AUGCGUAAGCUUGCUAAACUUUGUGAAUCAGAUGGAGGUAUUAAUGACUGUCUAGAUGGAAAAUUUGAGGAGAAUUAUGAUGAACCAGCAAAAUUAUUUGAUACUUAUGCUGCUCGAGCUAUGUUUGGUUAUUCAGAAAGAUUGUUUCAUAUUUUAAAAGAGGGUUCAUCAAAUAAUAUUUACGAUGUAAAAUUACAACCAUUACCAUUAGGAACCGGUGCUAAACGACCUUUAGCAGCUGCGCAAGCUUUUGUCAAAUUUAUGGCAACACCUCGAAUGCAAGCAGCUGUAGCAGGAAAUGAAGCUUUUUCAGCACAAAUGCCUCUACGUUAUCUUCUUCCCAUUUCUAAGAGUGCAUCUAAUGAGCCUCUUCUAGUAUCUAACCGUUUUUAUCAAGAUUAUUUUCGAAAUUUAUAUGGGUAUACCUAUCCAAAUACUGGUCUUUUAUCAGCACGUGGUCAGCUUGCACCAGCUAUUCGAAAAUAUAUUAAAGAAGAAUAA
Molecule: messenger RNA, 501 nt
Organism: Rotaria sp. Silwood2
Lineage: Eukaryota; Metazoa; Rotifera; Eurotatoria; Philodinida; Philodinidae
Source: the annotation of a GenBank genome assembly